Morus notabilis is the source of this 1434-nucleotide messenger RNA. RefSeq lists its product as uncharacterized. Gene Ontology annotation, cellular component: plasma membrane. The transcript is spliced from 2 exons. The record is from RefSeq and is a predicted model, not a curated record. Lineage: Eukaryota; Viridiplantae; Streptophyta; Magnoliopsida; Rosales; Moraceae. The coding region runs from base 191 to 943 and encodes 250 amino acids.
UCUCUCUCUCUCUCUACAUUUCCCAUUUCCCUCUCUCUCUCUCUCUCUCUCUCUACAUUUCCCAUUUCCCUUCAUCCGAAUUCCUUCAACACCAAGCAAAGCACUGUUAAUCAGAAGAGGAGGAAACAGAGAGAGAAGAAGAGAGAAGAAGAGAGAAGAGGCCAGAAGAAAGAAAAAUAAAAAGACGAAAAUGACCUCUCGAGAGCAGAAAACCCGACCGCCACCGUCCCGACCGCCACCAUCCCGACCGCCACCGUCUCAACCGUCAAACAACAACUACCAGCACUACUACCCAACGACGUCGUCUUCGUCCUCCGCCUCCUUCCGUGGCUGCUGCUGUUGCCUCUUCCUUCUCUUCUCCUUCCUCGCCCUCUUAGUCCUCGCCAUCGUCCUCGUCAUAAUCCUCGCCGUUAAACCCAAAAAGCCCCAGUUCGAUCUCCAACAAGUCGGCGUACAGUACAUGGGCAUCACCGCACCCAAUCCCACCUCCGCAAUGACCACAACCACCGACCCUAACCCGAAUCCGACCACAACCGCCUCUCUUUCGCUCAACAUUCGGAUGCUCUUCACGGCGGUUAACCCUAACAAGGUGGGGAUCAAGUACGGCGAGUCCAGGUUUUCUGUCAUGUACCGAGGGAUUCCGUUGGGGAAAGCUUCGGUGCCGGGGUUUUAUCAGGAGGCCCACAGUGUGAGGCAGGUUGUGGCCACGAUCGCCGUCGAUCGGGUCAAUCUUCUACAAGCGGACGCUGCUGAUUUGAUCAGAGAUGCUUCGCUCAACGAUAGGGUCGAGCUUAGGGUUCUCGGAGACGUUGGCGCCAAGAUCCGCGUCUUGAACUUCGAUUCCCCUGGGGUUCAGGUCUCAGUGGAUUGUGCUAUAGUGAUAAGUCCAAGGAAACAGUCUCUCACUUACAAGCAAUGUGGAUUUGAUGGAGUAAAUGUGUAGAUCUCACCAGAACAAUUUCUCAUUUUCUUCUUUCUCUGCAAGUAGAGAGGAAGAAGCAAUGGAAAAAGAGAAGGAAAAAAAAAAAAGAAGGCAUUUGCGAGUGAAAAUCUCUCGCAUUGGUGGAAUAUCGAAGCUAGCCAAGAGAAAAACGAAGAGGUUUUUUUUACGGUAACUAGAAACGAAAAACAAAUUUCGUCCCAAGAUUUUGCAGACAUUUUUACCAUUGGUUGCUACGGGAAGUUGCUAACUACUUGGAAACUGUAAAGUGUAAAAACUAAUUGGUUGCUAUUGAGAGAUUCCACGUCCUUUUUUGUUUUUUUGUUUUUGGUUUUUUUUGGUUUUUUUGUUUUUUUUUAAGGCAAAGUCUGUUUUUGAAGUAAAAAGGGAUUGCCGGCAGCCCACGUCUGGGAAUCUUUUUUUUAUUUUUUUUGAGAAGUUGGAAAAAGGUCUUCUAGUACAUUUGGCCAUUUAAUUGUAAGCGGAGGACAAUU